UGCCUACCUGACGUUAAGGUUCCCAUCAUUGCCGCAAACCCCAGAAGGCCCUAUGACUGGGGAGAUCUUGAUGAAUUCGAGAGCGCUAUCGCCAAAUGCUUUGCAUAUCCUCCGGACAAUCGAAUAACCGUUAACGAUGCCGGUGAUAUUUUGGACAGAAGCUACUUCUGAAUCACCUGAUAUCUCCAACGACGUCAAUGGUCACCAACGAAGUCCCAAUUACCGGAGCGGGUUUUCCUCGUUGCGGGAAAACAGCGACCCAAUGUUAAUUACCGGGGUUACUUCCUCCACGACACUCAGCAGCCAUGUUGCCCACGUAGUGUCUCGGGAACACCUGGCGAGCUUGUCUGUGGACUUGGAUGUGGCUUCACCAGAGCUGAAGUUGCCCCCAACUAGGCCAUCUGAUAGCGAAAAGAAACCUAGGGAGUUAUCUGGCCUUUAUCCGACUCCCCCUCUCUUGACUCGCACUGAUACUUACACCAUGGACCACAAAAACAAAAGAAAACGAUCAUCCACUGAGUUUGAGCCUCGGACACCAAAGCGGCCAUCCACUAUUCUAUCCGUCAGUAAUCAGGAACAAUCAUCUGCCCUAUCUUCAUUGCUUCACCUUCCUCAGCUUGAUUUCACCAGCUGGCUGGCCCCGGACUUUGGUUUUCAUGACUGGCACAGUGAACCGUAUGUUGGGAUACAUGGGGCCGCGGGUACUUCUGGCGAUUCCGCCUUAAACAGUGUGACUACGCUGCUCGGGCCAUCUCACAGUCAUUCGGACCCGUAUACCCCACCUCCAUCACGUCAAGCCCUUCCCACUGACCUGCUGACUCUCCAAACUCCCACUCCCGACGAUACUCCUCAUCAUCACGUACCUCCAUGGUCCCUCUUGGGCGAUCGUCGGUUAUGGCCUUCAGGUCGCAGUAGUAUUAGCCAUUCGAGCACACGCGUUUCUGAAUCGCCUGUCCCCAUCUCGUUUGUUCAUUCGGCCCGAUUGUUAUCUCCCCCCUCGGCGCCAUCGCUCCCCGAAACUGCUUACGCAAGUCCCAACCCUUGGACCCCAUACGACAAUCGUGCACGCGUCCGCACACAACUGGAAAAUGCAGGGAUGAAUUUCCCUGUACCCCCUGUGUCAGAACCAACACCAUCAUCGUCGGUUGGCCCGUCGGACGGCAUAGAAGGAAGCAUCAUUAGCACCACUAGGCUCAUUCUCCACACCGCAUCCAUCGCUCUCAAAUUCUCGCCCAUCUCGUUCCUCCCUAAAAUUCCAGACCUGCUUCUCACGCUACUUCAGGUUUACGAGAGCGUCACUGGUAAUAACGAAGCUCUCAAAAGGCUGAAUGAUGAUGUGCAAAAUGUAUACAGCAUCAUGCUACGGCCACUCCAACUGUGGACGGGACCGGUACCUCCCCAAAUUAGUUUUCUAGUGAAUCAAUUACACUUGGCUCUGGAAGACCAGGUCAAGAAGAUCAAGUCACCCAUGAGUCAGAAUCAAAAUCUCUUUAGGAAAAUAUCUACAGCGGACUCUUUAACGCAGAGCAUAAAUGACGUGAGGAUGCACAUCAGUGUAGCCCUCUCCCGGUUUGCUACGGCGGCAACAACCUUAAACCUUCUCAAUACGAUCCAAGCGUCGGUGGACUAUGAACUUUCAAAACUGCCCAGAGCAGAUGCUGAGUGGUAUCGCGUGAAGAGCAAGUCAGAAUGCCCCGAAACCACACGGGACCAAACCCGCAGCUCAAUUCUCAAUCGCCUGAGGGAUCCUGAGAACCGAUUUGUUUGGCUGCGUGGUUCACCUGGGACCGGGAAAACCGUGAUAUCUAUGGGUGUAGCUUCCACGCUUGACAAGCAGCACACCCUUGCAUCAUCCUUCUUCUGGGAUAAGAACCAAAGGGGAACAGGACUCGAUUCGAUUGAACGCUUCCCCUCUACCCUUGCCCGACAGCUUGCGGCAUUCAACGCCGAGUAUAAGAGCUUGCUUAUCAGGCAACUUCGGGAGUCCGCUUCAUUCAGCAGUAUCGGUGGUUCUGCUGCUGAGAAAGAGAUGGCAGCUUGGAUCAUCAACCCUAUGCGUGAACUCGGAGGUGUAUUGUCGUCAGGAAAGGGUCGCCCUGUGAUCGUAUUGGAUGGACUCGACGAGUGCGGAAACCCAGAGGUGCUUGUGUCUUUGAUGAGGCUCGUUCUUCUGCUUGAUAAGCUGCCUCCGAUGUUUGCCAUACUCGUCAGUUGCCGCCCAGAGCCGCAAGUGAUUUCCGCUUGGGCUCAAGCUAAUCCGCAUCUUUCGAUCGCUCAUGAAGAUAUGGAUCAGAUGGCGGAAGAUGAGAAUUUCCACACAAUCCGUUGUAUGGUCGAGAACGGGCUUCAGGACUGUAUCAUGGAGUCUCCAUGGAAACCGACCGAGAAGGAUCUUGAUGGCUUCGCUUCAGCUUGCCGUGGCUUACCUCUUAUCGCCUCGACCCGAAUACGUGAUGUCGUCCUUCAGAUUGAAUGCGGUUCAGUGCUGGAAACCGAGUUUGAUUACUAUCGCAAUCUCAUAGAUGCGCCUCAGGAUCUGAACUGGGAGUACUUGCGAAUAAUGCGACGGGCCUAUCUACAACAGCGUCCAGAAAUCGAUCCACACAUCACAGAGAAAUACCGUGAGGUCGUUGGGAUGAUGGUUGUCCCACGGUGGGCAUUCGGCGUGUAUGGGAUAUCACAGCUCCUUGGAAUGUUUUCUGAGCAUGAAGUACGCGCGAUACUCAAGCCCAUCAGCUCAAUAGUGGAUAUGCCUUCAACAAACGAAAUGCCUGUCAAAUUCUACCAUGCGACAGUGAAGGAAUUCAUCACAGGGAUUCCGAUUGGCAAGGGAGAGGACAAGGUAUUCUUCAUUAACGACAAGAAUGGGUAUUCAAUCGGGUUGCGGCUCCUUCGAUUUGUGAAUGGUGCCAUUAAAAGGAAUGAGUUGGGUCUCCCCACCGAACUUCCCUUGGGAGAUGAAAAGAAGUGGGAGUCCAAGAGUAAGACUUCGAAACCCAAGCAUGUCGACUAUGCACUUGCGCACUUGUUCCGACACUUGAACCCUUCGCUCCUCUUUUCGCAAGAGUCUAAUGGAUUGCAGAGAGAAUUUGAACAAUUCUGGACACAAAACUUGUUCUCGUUCUUCUCAGCAGGCUCUGAGGCAGAUGUUCCUCGCGUUUGGAAUCAAUUCAAGAAUCACAAGUCAAAGUCAAUCUCCGUCGUCCGUGCUGCUCGGGAUAUUUUUAAGUGGCGCACUCGUCCGGACGUCUAUCGAUCCGUCCUCCCAUUCACUCCAACGUCAUCACUCGUUUACGAAUUGUAUGGUCACCUCUCGGAUCCUGUUCGAGUCUUCAGUGUGUCUGGCAAGUUCGCUGGUGGCUUAAUUCCUUUAAGCGAUGAUGCACACAGCGCUCGAAGGGUGAUGGAGGCGGAGCUGACUAAAUUGCCAGGGGCGGUUGAUGAGCAGCAGAAAGAAGGGAUUGAUUAUGGAGCUGAGUUUAUCAAUGACAGCGUUCGCAAUGGUAUUGUGACCUGUGCAGCGCUCUCAAGAGAUGGCCAUCUCGUAGCGCUCGGAUUCGGAAGUGGCAUUAUUGAAGUAGCUGACAUUAACAAUCAAGCCACAAUCUGUCGAUUUCAGAGCGAUUCUUCCUAUCCUCCCGUUUGGAUUGAAUUUAUCCACAGCAGCAAUGCCUAUAUUGCCACUGAAGAUACUCAAGGAAACGUUACCAUUUUCAGUCAUGAAAUGCCUAUGGUGAAGCUUGGCAUUCUCCCCAGUACCACCCACCCUCCUGUAACCACAGUAUCGGGUGAUGGAUCUUUCAUCGCUCGAGUCCCGAGCAAUUCCGAAGGGGAUUGGUACGAGACCACGGCACUCUUGCGUGUUUCGGGCAACUCAUUCAUUCAGCUUCUCAUGCCUCCCUCUACUACUCAGUCUCUCAAACCCUCUUCCCUUCCCCUUCGUCACACCCUUGGAUUUUCUCCUGGAGGCCGAUACUUUAGCGCUUACGACAAGAAUGGCGCUUUUAUCUGGUCAACGGAUUCAGGCGAGUUGAUCACCCGAUUUGGUAUGGGUGGUUUCGACAAGUGGAUCAUCAAUGUUGGCAUUGCCCCAUCUUGCUCGUAUUCCACCCCUAGCCCUAUCUUCCUUCAACAUUCCGUCCCUUUAAUCCCGGAAGAUUACCCGCAAUGAUGUUUAUUCGUCUGCAAUAGGAAGGACCCCGUUACUUCUUCCCGGCCGCACUCCGUCUGCUCUGCCAGCCAUCUGGUUUAACGGG
This is a messenger RNA of Cantharellus anzutake, 4256 nucleotides long. RefSeq lists its product as uncharacterized. Lineage: Eukaryota; Fungi; Basidiomycota; Agaricomycetes; Cantharellales; Hydnaceae. The record is from RefSeq and is a predicted model, not a curated record. The transcript has 9 exons. The coding region runs from base 137 to 4171 and encodes 1344 amino acids. Gene Ontology annotation, molecular function: protein binding.